AAGUUGUAGUAGCAACACAGGCAACAACAGUAACGGCAAUGCAAGCACCCUAGUGGCAAUGUAGACAACCCAGUGGCAAUGAAGCACCGACGACAACACAAAACCAACGACAACGAUGAUCAAUCUGGAGAUGGAGAUGUUAUUAUUGUAUCCGCCAUCGCCAGAGGAGAUAAAGAGUACUGGAGUUUAGGUGGAGCUGGAAGAUGGAUCAAUAGAGGUAGGUAUUCAUUGUGGAUCUUUUAGAGAGAUAUGCGGCCAAGGGGCGGAGUGUUGUUGCUUGUAUGACAGGUGGAAACGAUGUAAUUGUGUUGGGAACAAACAAAGGGUGGGUUAUCAAAUAUGAUUUUGGGGUUGGAGAUUCAAAUGAUUGAAAGGUUUAGUUGUGAAUGCUGUUGCUUGGAAUAAACAACAGAUAACAAAAGCAUCUACAAGGGAAGUUAUUCUUGGGACAGAAAAUGGCUAACUCUAUGAGUUGGUUGUGGAUGAGAAGGACAAGAAGGAAAAAUAAAUUAAGCCUUUAUUUGAAUUAACAGAAUUUCCAAAAGCUAUCAUGAGUUGCAGCUAGUUGGUCUAUCAACCUUUUUAUCCCUGGUAGAGAGAAGUUGAAUUCUAGAUUUCAUGUAUUGAUUUACAACUCAUUGUUAACAUGUUUCUUUAUUUUUCUCAUCUUUUUAAAUCAUAGGUUUAUAGCUCAUGGGACAGUUAGGAAAGCUAGCAUUCACAUAAACUUUCUGUUCUUCUAUAUUACUGAAACUAAAUUUCUGCGUAGAUGGAAAUAGCUAGUUUAAUGAAUGGUACGAGAUAUUAUGUGAUGGCUAUUACUCCUACAAGACUGUAUUGUUUCACUAGAAUUGGAUCAUUAGAGGCAAGUUAAGCUCACUUGAUACUCUUUGAGUUGAGGUCCAAGAGUGAUUGUCUGAAUGAAAUAUGACAUUGUAGGCCAUUCUGCAUUUUGCAAGCUAAAUUGUUACUUUUUUGUUGAUGUUUCUCUUUGUACUAUGCACGCACACGUAUGCAUGCACAUGUAUGCACAAACAUACAGCACAUGUAUGCACAAACAUACAGCACAUGUAUGCACAAACAUACAGCACAUGUUGUAAAGUUAACAUACUCUUCUUUGAGCAAUGAAAAGUUUUAUAUGUUUCAUUUUCUUGGUGAGCUGAUUAUAAUUUUCUCUAGUAAAACCACCCAUUUCUUUGUGGCAGUUGGAGGCUUCUCGUCUUUCAAGUUUAUAGACCAUAUCUUGUUUUCUUUAGUUCUUGAUGCAUUCUCUCUUUUAUCAAUUAGCUAAGCCUUUUCUUAGCAUUGAAGUACACCUUUUUUUCUCCUGACUAGAUAUUUUGUAUAAUAGAUAUCCAGUGGUGCCUACAUGGAUGUUGCCCUCUAAAAUGUUAUUUUGGUGACCACGCUCUUAGCAUUUUAAGUGUAGUAAAUUUCUUGUAAAAGCUUAUACAUUUAGCAUCAUAAGAUAAGAAAAAAGUUGCCCAUUUUCCUAGAUAUGUCUUAUACUAUGAGUUCUUCUAAUGACUUGAACAACCUUUUAUUUGCAUAGAGAAUUUUCUGAGUUAGAGUGCAGUAAUAAGUAAACUUUAUAUUCAUGUAUUUUUAUAUUUUCUUUCAUUUAUAGACUGUGUUUGCUAGUUACCUAGAACAUGCUGUGCAUUUCAUGGAACUUAUUGGUAUGUUAUUAGAAUCAAUCUUGUUCUUUUAUAUUUAGUACCUGUUAAAUCUUUUGAGCUUUCUUUUUGAGUAUUUAAUUUCUUUUACCAUUAUGGUUUUCUUUCAGUGAGCUACAUUUCUCUAUGAAGCAACGAAGAGUUGUUCAUUUUGCAUGGCUUUAUGGGGUAGGUAUUUACCAUGGUGGCCUAAAUUUUGGGGCAUGGCUUAGGUAGAGAAUCAAACCCUACACCUUUUCUUUUGUUAAUCAUCUGUUAGUGGUCAUGCAUUGUUACUAGUUUUUCUUCUUUGUUUCACUCUCAAUCUUUGAAUGUGUAUUCGUAUUUUCUUAUUUUCAUUGCUACUGACCUUUUUUAAGUCUUUUAUUUGAUGUAGUUCUUGUAUUGAUCUUUAAUUAUGAUUUUUUUAUUUAGAAUAUUUCUGUAUAGUUCUCCAAAUAGUGAUCAAAACUUUGUGGAGAACAAAGCUUUGUUGGACUAUUCAAAGUUGUCUAAUGGUGCAGAAGUGGUCAAACCUAGUUUCAUGGUAGUGUCUGAGUUUCACUUCCUGCUUCUUAUUGGGAAUAAGGUUAAGGCUUUUUAUAAUCAAGUCCAAGGAUUUAUGGAUAGGUUUGUUUUAUAGUCCACCUAGGGUUGCCUGCCUAUGCAUUUGUCAUGUUUUUUCUAGCUUCACAUCCGUUUAUUCUAUUCUUUAAAUGUUGUAAGGUUGUAAAUAGAAUUAGUGAGCAAAU
This is a messenger RNA of Rubroshorea leprosula, 2407 nucleotides long. The record is from the annotation of a GenBank genome assembly. NCBI's taxonomy places the organism in Eukaryota, Viridiplantae, Streptophyta, Magnoliopsida, Malvales, Dipterocarpaceae.